CCUCCCGAGUGCCGUCAGCAGUACCCUCCUCCGUGACGUCAGGCCGCGGUGUCCGCCGGUCAGACCGGGACUCGCUUGCACAAGAUGGCGGCCACUGUUCCCGGGGGUCCCGGGACUCAACUCCCGCCUCACCGAGCGGCACCGGCCCGUAUUGGAUAUUACGAAAUAGACCGGACCAUUGGCAAAGGAAACUUCGCGGUUGUGAAAUUGGCCACGCAUAUUGUCACCCGGGCAAAGGUUGCAAUAAAGAUCAUCGACAAAACUAAGCUGGAUGAUGAGAACCUAAAGAAAAUUUUCCGGGAGGUCCAGAUUAUGAAGAUGCUGUGUCAUCCCCAUAUCAUUCGCCUUUACCAGGUAAUGGAGACGGAACGAAUGAUCUAUUUGGUUACUGAGUAUGCAAGUGGAGGAGAGAUAUUUGACCACUUGGUGGCUCAUGGACGCAUGGCAGAGAAAGAAGCCCGCAAAAAGUUUAAGCAGAUUGUGGCAGCUGUCCAUUUCUGUCACUGUAGGAAUAUUGUGCAUCGAGAUCUGAAGGCUGAAAACCUGCUACUGGAUGCAAACCUCAAUAUCAAAAUUGCAGAUUUUGGGUUCAGUAACCGUUUCACUCCUGGACAACUACUUAAGACUUGGUGUGGGAGUCCUCCUUAUGCAGCCCCAGAAUUAUUUGAAGGCAAGGAGUAUGAUGGACCAAAGGUUGAUAUUUGGAGUCUGGGAGUUGUACUUUAUGUGCUCGUUUGUGGAGCUCUCCCAUUUGAUGGAAGUACUUUACAGAACCUGCGGGCACGUGUCCUUAGUGGGAAGUUUCGUAUACCCUUCUUUAUGUCCACAGAAUGUGAACAUCUGAUAAGACACAUGCUGGUUCUGGAGCCCAGUAAACGUCUUUCUAUGGAGCAGAUUUGCAAACACAAGUGGAUGUGCCAAGGAGAGCAGGAUCUGGAGUUUGAAAGGUUGAUAGCAGAGUGUCAGAACGUGAAGUUAGAACGACAGAGGGAGCCCCUCAAUGAACAGGUUUUGUUGACAAUGGCAGAUAUGGGUUUGGAUAAAGAAUGUACCUUGCAGUCUCUCAGGACAGAAGCCUAUGAUCACUAUAGUGCUAUCUAUAGUUUACUCUGUGAUCGUCUGAAGAGGCAUAAAACUCUUCGACUCCCAACUCAACCAACUGCACCUCGAACUGUUUCUUAUUCCACUCCUUCAGUCCAGGCUGAUUCUGCGAGUAAUACAGUCAGUAUAAAUGUGCCUCAGGUUCAACUAAUCAACCCGGAGAACCAGAUAGUUGAGACAAAUGGAACCAUGAAUCUGGAUAGUGAUGAAGGGGAGGAACCUUCACCUGAGGCACUGGCCAGGUACCUGUCUAUGAGGAGACACACAGUGGGAGUGCCAGACACACACAACGAAGGUGGUGGCACAGAUGAGCUGCAGAAGAUAUUUCCUGGAUUUCCAAGGGUCACUCAGCAGAUCCCAUUCCUGCCAGUGACACAGAAUACCAAUGUCCUACAUACUCUACUGCCCAUGCCACCCAGCGCACACCUAGAGUACAAGGAGCAGUCUCUCCUUCAGCCCCCUACCCUGCAGCUGCUGAAUGGAAUGGGGCCUCUUGGACGCAGAGCCUCAGAUGGUGGGGCAAACAUUCAAAUGCAUGCGCAGCUACUUCUAAAACGACCACGUGGACCAUCUCCACUAGUUACCAUGGCUACAACUGUGACCGCUGUUACACCAGUGGAUGAGGAGAGUUCAGAUGGAGAACCUGAUCAGGAGGCAGUUCAGAGGUACCUUGCUAAUCGAACAAAGCGACACACCUUAGCGAUGACAAGUCCCACUGCUGAGAUUCCACCUGAUCUCCAGCGUCAGUUAGGGCAACAGCAAUCUUUCCGGAACCGGGCCUGGCCCCCCCACCUUGCUCCUGAUCUACACCGCUACAUGUAUAAAGACUCAAACACUCUUCAUCUUCCUGCUGAGCGUUUCUCUCCAGUUCGGAGAUUCUCAGAUGGUGCAGCUACAAUCCAAGCUUUCAAAGCUCACCUAGAGAAGAUGGGAAAUCAGAAUAGCAGCAUCAAACAGCUGCAGCAUGAAUGUGAGCAGCUUCAAAAAAUGUAUGGGUUGCACAUGGAUGAAAGAACUCUGGAGCACACGCAACAGCAGCAUGUCAUGUACCAACACGAGCAUCAGCAACAUUUCCUACAGCAUCAGAUUCAGGAUUGUAUACGACCUGCACAGCCAUCUCCUCCUCUUCAGUCCUCUUCUAUGGCCCCAGCCUCUGAAAAUCAACCGGCCCUGCUUACACACCAACUACAAAGGUUACGUAUCCAGCCUUCUAGUCCACCCCCAAACCCAGCCAGCAACCACCUUUUCCGACAGCCAAAUAGUAGUCCCCCUCCAUCAUCGAGUGCCAUGCUCCAGACACAUGGGGCCUCUUGUUCAUCUCAGUAUCCAGGAAUGCCAACACACAGUUCAAUAUACCAGCCUUCUAGCACUGGAUCACCCCCGCCCAGCAUGGCAUUGCCACGCAUGAGUAUCCAGCAACAACAAAGCCAGCAGCAGUCACCGCAGCAAGUGACCAUCCAGGUGCAAGAGGCAUCAGAUUUACCAGGAGCCUCUCGUGGCAUGCCAAUAAAUCCCUGUGCCAACCACAUUCAGAUGCAGCAGAGGGCGUCGUUAAUGUCUUCUAUGGGUAACUACAGCCACAGACCCCUUUCCAAGCAGCUGAGUGCAGACAAUGCUGAGGUGCACAGUUUGAAUAUGGCCCACUUCUCUACAUCUGCAAACUAUGACCAGACUCACUUGCACCCUCAUGUGUUUGCUGAGCAGCCAAGGCCUCCUCAAGCUGGUUACACAUCCACAGGAUCUGGAUACAGCUCAUCUGGGGGCACUGCAGCCUAUACACAGGCUUUAAAUGUUCCUCAGGUGGAGCAAUACCAAGGAUUCUCCACAGCUUCUCAUCAGAACUAUCCAGCCUCAUCCCUGCAGCAGGCCUUGCUCUCCCCCACACCAGGCACCUACACAAGGCAUCACCAGCAGCUGCCCCACAUGCUGCAGGGUCUUCUUUCCCCACGACAUUCCCUCACAGGCCACACAGAUGUACGUCUGCCCCCAGCUGACUUUAUGCAGCUAAUUAAACAGCACCAGCAACAGCAGCAGGAGCUCAAUGAACUCUUUAGCCAACAGCUGAGCCAAGGUGACCCAGGUACUCUUCCAUACCAGAGUGCUUCUGAGCCAUACCAUCACCUUCUCCAGAUCCACCCAGCAUCAACGGCCACCUCUGUAUCCCAGUAUCACCCAACCAUGCUUCAUUCAGAGAGCAUGGAGGAGGACUACUCUGGAGAGGGACAAAAGGAAGCUGAGGGAGAGACUGUAAGAAGCCUGUGCAAACCUUGCCAGGAGACUAGGCAUGGGGACACAGAGUCUUUGCUUGGGACACUGGCGCUUAAAGAACAGGAAAGGGGGGUACAGCAGUACCAGACACAGACCUCCUAUAACCGGGCCAAGUCUGCCAGCAGAGAGCCAGGCCCUGCUGCAAAUUGCAUGGAGAGAGUCUCCCCACCCCAUGUCAUGGAUGUUCCUGACCACAAUGGUAUUCCCUAUCCUCCAAGACCCUCUUCCAGUGAGCAUGGCCGAUCGAGGAUGCUUCAAAGGCACCACACCAUCCAUACAAGUGAUGAUGCCUAUGUACAACUCGAUAAUCUGACUGGGAUGAGUUUAUUGGCUGGAAAAGCUCUCAGCUCUGCUCGCAUGGCUGAUGCCGUUUUGAGUCAGUCUUCACUUAUGGGAAGUCAGCAACUCCAUGAUGGAGAGAGUGAAGACUAUGUGGAAAAUUUAGAAGAAACCGAUUUAUCUGCACUGGGUGACAGUGGUCAACAUCUACCAACCUCCUGCUAUCCUUCCACUAUGUUACUGGGUUACAAGCACACAGAUCUGAACUUCAGCAUGGAGCAGGCAGGAGUUUGAGAAUAUGUUUUCUGCCACAACAGAGGGUCCCAUCUUCUGAACACCAACAGUAUCUGCAGCUUAGCGCCAAAUUUCAUCUAAUUUUCCUUUCCUUACAACGACCAGCCAUUACACUCUCUUAAACUGGUUCUAAAAUUUUUCCCUUCACCUUUGUAUUUAAUUUCCUUGUCAUAUAUGCCCACUUUAACAGAUCCAUUCUGGAGCUUGGGACAUAAUUGGAAGGGUGAGGAGUAAGUGGUGGUGAAAUUGCCACCUUUCUCAUCUUUGGGAAACUGGAAUCAGUGGGUGUACUGCUUCCCAUUUGGGGAAUGACGAUGACAUUUGGCAGUGCUUCUAAUCAUGGGAGCCAGGGAAGAAGGGAAAAAUAUUUGGCGGGGACAAUUUGGUAAACUGUUCUAAGUAUAGUAAAACCAGCAAAGGUGCUGUAUGAAUACAGACAGGAGAUUGGCACCAAAUGAGGCAAGGGCAAAGGCUGCAGUUUUGUCCAUAGGGUACUGCCAAAAGCAGGCUGGCAUACUAGCUGAGACUUUUUGCAGAGGCUGGCACUCAGAGAUAUGUUUUCCAAGCAGACAACAGAGAGUUAGUUGUUGAAUGCACAAGGCACGUGCUUGUGGUGCUUUAGGCUAAAAUCAGUAGAGAUUUAUAUGGAGGCCAUUUGUGUACUAUGUUAUCCUUCCAAAAAAAACAAAAUAUCUUUGAAAAUUAUAAUUGGAAAGAUUCCACGCUCUUAUUCUCCUCUUCAGACUUAUUGAAAAUCUUUUCUGUGAGGUUGGGACUCGGCAGGGUUUGUACACUAGACUUCAAAGCAGCAAUCCCCCAAGUUCACAAUGUUAGCACUUUUUAUUAUUUAAUCCAAAGGUUGAAUAUUGAGGCUGCCCAUGAUGUAUUUCAUAUGCACUUUUUCCUUUCUUUUCUGACUGGAAACCUUUAAAAUUGGAAAUCACUGAUCAGAACAGCCAAAUUAGUUGAGUACAUUCUGUGGCAUGGUAGUAACUCGGUGUUUAUCAUAAGCAUAUUUUCUUAGAUCACUCAGGAAUCUGUACAAGACCUUAAAUUUGUCUCAGAAUAGGUUUGUUUUACAAUGGUUUCAUGUUACCUUUGGGGAAAAAGCAGAUCAUUGUCUGAUUUGACCACCCACAUUGGGAUGAUCCUAUUACUCUUCCUUCAGUCAUUUUCAUUAUCAGAUGGUAUACAUUUACAGGCACUUUUGCCCAUAAGUGAAAGUAUAGUGUCUUAUCCUUUUUUAAGGGCUAUUAUACACUGAGCUGUUUCAUCCACAUGCCUGCCACUUAAAAAAAUGCUUCCCUUUUGGGAGUGAAUCUUUUUCAUUUAUGGCACUUCCAGUUGAUGACUGAGAAGCUUUCAUCCAUGCUAGCAAACAAAGGCCAGUAAAAAGCCCCAUAUGAUAUAAGCCUUAGCGGUGUGCAGUGCUGCAGAUGCCUUUGGAUACAUUAUUUCAGAGAGCUUCAGAUGCAUCACUCACAGAAUAAACUCGAUUGUGGAAUAGGGAAGUCUGGAAAAAUGCAAAACAUAGGGGGCACAUUUAUUAUUUUAUAUCAUAAUUUCGACCUUUCACUUUUCUCACUGGGAGAAAAAACGUUUCCCUGCUCUUAGGAUUCUAUAAUAAUACGUUUUUGCAUGGCACAAACAUGUUGACCGAUUUUGAUGUGCUUGUAAUUAUUUUUUGCUGUACGUCGUAAGGAUUUCUCCUCAUCAGAUCUGUUUAAAAAUUUCAGCGAAGAAA
Molecule: messenger RNA, 5686 nt
Organism: Xenopus laevis (African clawed frog)
Lineage: Eukaryota; Metazoa; Chordata; Amphibia; Anura; Pipidae
Gene: sik3.S
Product: SIK family kinase 3 S homeolog
Exons: 25
Coding region: 85-3942 (1285 amino acids)
Biological process (GO): microtubule cytoskeleton organization; intracellular signal transduction
Cellular component (GO): cytoplasm
Molecular function (GO): protein kinase activity; nucleotide binding; ATP binding
Source: RefSeq, a predicted model, not a curated record